CAAGAUGAGAGGACACAGCUAGAGGGCUCGUGACCGGUGGGCAUCGCAGCAAUGCUGUAACACCCAGCCAACGGAGCCGCUGCCGACUGCUGCGCUGUACUACAGUAAACGACGAGCCCGUCAUGACCCACCCGGCCGAACACAAGCUUUGCCAAGCUAGGCAAGAACAUGGAGUUUUGCUGUGGCUGCAUAAAGGGAACAGGGGGUUGUCUUGUGCUUGAUAUUUCGGCGUUUGUCGCCCUCAGCUCUCCCGCCCACGCCGUGGCGGGAACCAACAGACUUUACGAAAGCGGUUCAAUGAGGGCAAAGGAUGAAGGAAUCCCAAGGUCGAACACCAAACGAUCAUGUCAAGGACUAUUUGGGUUUCCGACCCGGCACGUUGUGAUCGCAUUGCUCCACCACUGUUCCGACUUGCAUCUGAGGAGAGAGGCUACGAGGCGCAGUUGCCAAUGGCCACGUUGGACAUAUUUUUGUAUACUCGGAGCCUGCGGUCGGCUUUUGCGUCAUGUGGACAGAGUUUCGUCGGUCGGUCUUCAAGCUGAGGGUACGGUUACGCCACCCCAAAUCUCACAUGUUUGAAUGUGGAGAAAAGAUUUGGUAUAUUGGAAGGAAAAGGACACAUGGCGCCUGAUCCAUUUGAAUGCAGCAGCCCUUUUAUGAU
Molecule: messenger RNA, 661 nt
Organism: Colletotrichum navitas
Lineage: Eukaryota; Fungi; Ascomycota; Sordariomycetes; Glomerellales; Glomerellaceae
Exons: 1
Coding region: 169-579 (136 amino acids)
Source: RefSeq, a predicted model, not a curated record